Messenger RNA from Symphalangus syndactylus (siamang), 3545 nucleotides. It is a transcript of the gene MAMDC2, whose product is annotated as MAM domain containing 2. Lineage: Eukaryota; Metazoa; Chordata; Mammalia; Primates; Hylobatidae. Gene Ontology annotation, cellular component: membrane. The record is from RefSeq and is a predicted model, not a curated record.
CGAUCUCUCCCCUCCCAGCCAGUCGUGGCUGGCCUUUCAAAGUGUGCAGUUGUCUCCUCCCUGCCCAGCCCCAUCGUCGCCCAGGACCAGCUGGGCCGCGGUCUGACCUGAGGCUGCUGCUCAGCCCCGCGGCGCUGGCGCUCUCCAUUCGGGCACCUUCCAGCGUACCGCUCGGCUCCGAGAGCCGCUCUGCAAAGUUGGGCAGCUCAGAGUGCAAGCUUUGCCUCUCGACUUCUCCCUCCCCGGGUUCCCAGCGCCCCCGCCUCCCACGAUCCCUUUCACUAGGAGCAGCCUGUCCCAGCGGGCUGGCAACUUGCACCCCUUCCUAGUCGUCCUCCCCGAAACGCGACCAUGCUGUUAAUGGGCGUCCUCCUGGCGUUGCAAGCCUUGCAGCUCUCCGGUGCCCUCGACCUGCCCGCUGGGUCCUGUGCCUUUGAAGAGAGCACUUGCGGUUUUGACUCCGUGUUGGCCUCUCUGCCGUGGAUUUUAAAUGAGGAAGGCCAUUACAUUUAUGUGGAUACCUCCUUUGGCAAGCAGGGAGAGAAAGCUGUGCUGCUAAGUCCUGACUUACAGGCUGAGGAAUGGAGCUGCCUCCGCUUGGUCUACCAGAUAACCACAUCUUCGGAGUCUCUGUCAGAUCCCAGCCAGCUGAACCUCUACAUGAGAUUUGAAGAUGAAAGCUUUGAUCGCUUGCUUUGGUCAGCUAAGGAACCUUCAGACAGCUGGCUCAUAGCCAGUUUGGAUUUGCAAAAUAGUUCCAAGAAAUUCAAGAUUUUAAUAGAAGGUGUACUAGGACAGGGAAACACAGCCAGCAUUGCACUGUUUGAAAUCAAGAUGACAACCGGCUACUGUAUUGAAUGUGACUUUGAAGAAAAUCAUCUCUGUGGCUUUGUGAACCGCUGGAAUCCCAAUGUGAACUGGUUUGUUGGAGGAGGAAGUAUUCGGAAUGUCCACUCCAUUCUCCCACAGGAUCACACCUUCAAGAGUGAACUGGGCCACUACAUGUAUGUGGACUCGGUUUAUGUGAAGCACUUCCAGGAGGUGGCACAGCUCAUCUCCCCGUUGACCACGGCCCCCAUGGCUGGCUGCUUGUCAUUUUAUUACCAGAUCCAGCAGGGGAAUGACAAUGUCUUUUCCCUUUACACUCGGGAUGUGGCUGGCCUUUACGAGGAAGUCUGGAAAGCGGACAGGCCAGGGAAUGCUGCCUGGAAUCUCGCGGAGGUCGAGUUCAAUGCUCCUUACCCCAUGGAGGUUAUUUUUGAAGUUGCUUUCAAUGGUCCCAAAGGAGGUUAUGUUGCCCUGGAUGAUAUUUCAUUCUCUCCUGUUCACUGCCAGAAUCAGACAGAACUUCUGUUCAGUGCCGUGGAAGCCAACUGCAAUUUUGAGCAAGAUCUCUGCAACUUUUACCAAGAUAAAGAAGGUCCAGGUUGGACCCGAGUGAAAGUAAAACCAAACAUGUAUCGGGCUGGAGAUCACACUACAGGCUUAGGGUAUUACCUGCUAGCCAACACAAAGUUCACAUCUCAGCCUGGCUACAUUGGAAGGCUCUAUGGGCCCUCCCUGCCAGGAAACUUGCAGUAUUGUCUGCGUUUUCAUUAUGCCAUCUAUGGAUUUUUAAAAAUGAGUGACACCCUAGCAGUAUACAUCUUUGAAGAGAACCAUGUGGUUCAAGAGAAGGUCUGGUCUGUGUUGGAGUCCCCAAGGGGUGUUUGGAUGCAAGCUGAAAUCACCUUUAAGAAGCCCAUGCCUACCAAGGUGGUUUUCAUGAGCCUAUGCAAAAGUUUCUGGGACUGUGGGCUUGUAGCCCUGGAUGACAUUACAAUACAAUUGGGAAGCUGCUCAUCUUCAGAGAAACUUCCACCUCCACCUGGAGAGUGUACUUUCGAGCAAGAUGAAUGUACAUUUACUCAGGAGAAAAGAAACCGGAGCAGCUGGCACAGGAGGAGGGGAGAAACUCCCACUUCCUACACAGGACCAAAGGGAGAUCACACUACUGGGGUAGGCUACUACAUGUACAUUGAGGCCUCCCACAUGGUGUAUGGACAAAAAGCACGCCUCUUGUCCAGGCCUCUGCGAGGAGUCUCCGGAAAACACUGCUUGACCUUUUUCUACCACAUGUAUGGAGGGGGCACUGGCCUGCUGAGUGUUUAUCUGAAAAAGGAAGAAGACAGUGAGGAGUCCCUCUUAUGGAGGAGAAGAGGUGAACAGAGCAUUUCCUGGCUACGAGCACUGAUUGAAUACAGCUGUGAGAGGCAACAUCAGAUAAUUUUUGAAGCCAUUCGAGGAGUAUCGAUAAGAAGUGAUAUUGCCAUUGAUGAUGUUAAAUUUCAGGCAGGACCCUGUGGAGAAAUGGAAGAUACAACUCAACAAUCAUCAGGAUAUUCUGAGGACUUAAAUGAAAUUGAGUAUUAAGAAGUGAUCUGAAUUGGAUUAACUAGACGAAAACCAUACCUCUCUUCAAUCAAAAUGAAAACAAAGCAAAUGAAUACUGGACAGUCUUAACAAUUUUAUAAGUUAUAAAAUGACUUUAGAGCACCCUCCUUCAUUACUUUUGCAAAAACAUACUGACUCAGGGCUUUUUUUUUCUUUUUGCAUAUGACAACUGUUACUAGAAAUACAGGCUACUGUUUUUGCAUAGAUCAUUCAUUUUAAUUUUGGUACCAGUUAAAAAUACAAAUGUACUAUAUUGUAGUCAUUUUAAAGUACACAAAUAAAGGGCACAAUCAAAAUGAGAUGUGCUCAUUUAAAUCUGCAUUCAGUGAAUGUAUUGGGAGAAAAAUAGGUCUUGCGGGUUUCCUUUUGAAUUUUAAGUAUCAUAAAUAUUUUUAAAGUAAAUAAUAUGGGGUGUCAGUAAUAUCUGCAGAAUGAAUGCAGUCUUUCAUGCUAAUGAGUUAGUCUGGAAAAAUAAAGUCUUAUUUUCUAUGUUUUAUUCAUAGAAAUGGAGUAUUAAUUUUUAAUAUUUUCACCAUAUGUGAUAACAAAGAAUCUUUCAUGAAUGUCCAAGGGUAAGUCAGAAUUAAUGCUGUAUUACAAGGCAAUUCUACCUUCUUUAUUCCCCCUUUGAACUACCUUUGAAGUCACUAUGAGCACAUGGAUAGAAAUUGAACUCUUUUUUGUAAAGCAAGCUUAAAAUGUUUAUGUAUACAUACCCAGCAAUUUUUAUAAAUGUGUUAAACAAUUUUACUGAUUUUUAUAAUAAAUAUUUUGGUAAGAUUUUGAAUAAUAUGAAUUCAGGCAGAUAUACUAAACUGCUUUUUAUUUACUUGUUUAGACAAUUGUAUAUAUAAUGUUUGUGUAUCCUAACAGCUGCUAUGAAAUUAUAAAAUUACCUAAUAAAAAUAAUUUGAAAAUCUUUUCACUAGCAAUUAACUCAUUUCUACAUUAUUUGUCUUUAUCAGAGUAUCUUCACUACAUAACUGCAGAUUCUAAUUUGGAUCUCUACUCUGCCACAACAAAAUGCUUAAGCCUUUUUAUUAGUGACAUAAGCACUCUAUACAUUAAUAUAAUAAUUAUUACUUUUUUCUCUUAAUUCUCCCUUACCUCUA